Molecule: messenger RNA, 204 nt
Organism: Caenorhabditis remanei
Lineage: Eukaryota; Metazoa; Nematoda; Chromadorea; Rhabditida; Rhabditidae
Exons: 1
Coding region: 1-204 (67 amino acids)
Source: RefSeq, a predicted model, not a curated record
AUGACACGACUUCAGAAGGACGACGUCGUAUCCGUCGAAGCAGUCAACGUGGCGUCCACGUGGACACAUUCAAAUGAUAAGCGGGACAAAGUCCUGUCGAUCUCUGAUAGUCUUAUCGAAAAGAAGAAGAAGAGAGAAAGGAAGUUUCCGAUGGGAGAAGAAGAAGAAGAAGACGUCGACGGGGUGGCGGUGGUGGUUUAUUGA